This is a messenger RNA of Vespa velutina, 2002 nucleotides long. RefSeq names its product enolase-like. The record is from RefSeq and is a predicted model, not a curated record. NCBI's taxonomy places the organism in Eukaryota, Metazoa, Arthropoda, Insecta, Hymenoptera, Vespidae. The transcript is spliced from 2 exons. Gene Ontology annotation, cellular component: phosphopyruvate hydratase complex. Gene Ontology annotation, biological process: glycolytic process. Bases 1166 to 1936 code for a protein of 256 amino acids. Gene Ontology annotation, molecular function: phosphopyruvate hydratase activity; magnesium ion binding.
CAGCAGGCAAAAAAAGCUUACUAAAGACUAUAUAAUAUAUCAUAUAUAUACACACACAUAUUAUAUAUAUAUAUUCGUUGCCACGACUGAAAAACAGCAGAUAAACAGAAAAGCUUAUUAUAUAUAUAUAUUAUAUAUAUAAUUUUUGGUUCGUUUAGACUUGUGGUCUAAGUUGGAAAAGAAGAUCAACGAUGGUCUCGUCGGCGAGAGUUGAUAUGUCACCGACGUUUCUGUCACCAGCCGCGAUCUUCCUUAAUAUACGCCUCAUAAUUUUACCUGAUCUCGUCUUUGGCAAGCCAGGUGCAUGUUGAAUAACAUCCGGUUGGGCGAAAGGUCCAAUCUUUUCUCGCACUGUUUAAAGAAUGUGCGUUCUAUCAUUACUUACAUAUGUAUAUAUAUAUAUAUAGGAAUAUGGUAUGAAAAAAAUCAAAUGAUAAAUUAAAUGUAUAUACAUAAUAAAUAAUAUGGAGAAUAAUUUGUAUGGUGUUAGUGAUGGAAAAAGGAAAAAAGAAAUGAAAGAGAAGAAGAAGGAAGAAUGAUAUUACGAUAAGAAUAUUACGAGGAACUCACCUCUUUGCUUAAUUUCGUCCUGUAAUUUCUUUUCAAAUUUGAUACCUUCAUUAGGUGUAAUAAAACAAUAAAGACAUUGACCUUUCACAGGAUGAUUUUUGCUAACUACGGCGGCUUCGGCAAUCGACGAAUGACUUGUUAAAACACUUUCUACUUCUGCCGUAGACAUGAGAUGCCCAGAAACAUUCAACAUGUCAUCGAUACGGCCAAUUACCCAUAGAUAACCAUCUGCGUCUCGUCUGGCACCUAUGAGAAAAAAUCAAAGUACUCAAUAGAAUUCGAAUUACGAUAAACUUCGCGUUUUCUAAGCAAUUAGAACAAACUCAUUUUGACAGUCAAUUGUUAACGGAACCUGCCAAUCGAUCCAACGCGUUUUCUCUUUAAAUUACAACAAAAAAAAAAAAAAAAAAAAAAAAAAAAAAAAAAAAAAAAAGAAAUGCAUUUAAUUGAUAACAUGUGAUCAUUCCAAAAAAUUCAAAUUUCAUUCAGAUCAAUUGCGAAAAUUAUCAAAAGUGUCUGAUGCACUGUGCUCGUACCAUAACGAUCGAUAAUUAUUUAAAGGCGUGAGGAUUCGAAGGUUAAGAAUAAAAAUAAGAUGCCGAUUCAGAAGGUGAAGGCUCGUCAGAUAUUCGACUCAAGAGGAGAUCCUACUUUAGAGGUCGAUCUGAUUACGGACAUUGGUCUGUUCAGAUCGUCUGUACCUAGUACAUUGGUAAUAAAUCCAAACCAAGCACAAGAAAUCAGAGAUGGAAAUGAGGCUGCUUAUCAUGGUCGCUCGGUCUUUAAGGCCGUCGACAUAAUCAACAACGUGAUAGCACCGCAAUUAUUAAAAUCGAAAUUAGAAGUUUGUCAACAAAUGGAGAUUGAUAGUUUUUUAAACAGAUUAGAUGGUACUGAGAAUAAAUCAAAAUUAGGUUCUAAUUCAACUUUGGGAGUCUCUUUGUCAUGCUGCAAAGCUGGUGCAGCAAAGAAAGGUCUUCCGAUUUAUAGGUACAUCGCUGAAUUAGCAGAGAAUAGUGAUCUGUAUUUGCCGGUACCAUGUUUCAACAUGAUCAGCGGUGGUAGACUCGCCGGUAAUAGUAUACCCUGUGAAAAAUUUAUGAUCCUACCGAUAGGAGCUGAAAGUUUUGUCGACGCUAUGAAGAUGGGUAACGAGGUCUAUCGCGUUUUGGAGAGGAAAAUUGCUGAAAGCCAAGAAGUACAAUUGCCGCUUUCUGUUUGCGACGAUGGUGCUUUCGCGCCACUUCUCGAAGACGACAAGGAUGCUCUGACUCUUAUAGACGAAUCGAUAAAGGAUGCUGGAUACGAAGGAAAGAUAAAGAUCGCAUUAGAUAUGGCGGCCAGUGCAUUUUAUAAAGAAGGUUAAUCUCGAUGAACGUAUUUACUUUAAAUUUAUUUCUAUUAUUUUCUUUAUUCAUUUAUUUCAUUCUCU